AUGGAAAAAGAAACUAUAGAUAAAACGGAGGAGGAGGAAAAUAAAGCUAGCAAAUUUAGUUUCAAUACGAUAGCAUUACCUGUGCUUGUCGGAAUCUCAAUGGUAUCAAUUUUAGGUGGUUUUGGCGCUACUAUUUCAUUAACAAGAAGAAAACAUCCAGAUGUAUUCAUGCAUAGCCAAUAUGAAGGAGGAAGAUUAGCAACUAGAGCCUUAGGCUGGGCUACAGUAAUCUCAUGUGGUGGAUUUGCAAUGGCAAUCAUAUCAGUUCGAACUCUUUUCAAUGUUCACAGUGCUAAAGAAUUUGGCGAUAAAAUGAGGAGCAUUAUGCCUUCAAAAGAUGGCGAAUUUGUAAAACGGUUCGAACAUAUGCGAUUACCGAGAAAUAACUCCAUCUCAAAAGAUGAUGAUAGUAAAAAAUGA
Molecule: messenger RNA, 420 nt
Organism: Trichoplax adhaerens
Lineage: Eukaryota; Metazoa; Placozoa; Uniplacotomia; Trichoplacea; Trichoplacidae
Exons: 2
Coding region: 1-420 (139 amino acids)
Source: RefSeq, a predicted model, not a curated record